CCCCCCUCCCCCCUGCUUUCAGUCUAAAACCCAGAAAACCAACAAAGUUUCAGAGAGGCGAAUUUGUAUAGUGCGCGCCUCUGUGUGUGUGUGUUGUCUGUGUUUGUAUGCAUGCGUCUGGGCGGGUAAGUGCUCGUCAGUGGUCACGAAGAUAUACAGAGAUAGAAAGAGAGAGACAGUGAGAGGAAGAGGGGAAAGGAGAAUAAGAAUUCAUGGAAUCCUCUCUGCAGCAGCCGCUGCCCAUGAUUCUAUUUUUUGUGCUUUCACUAUUAUUCUUGCUGGGUUUGUUUGUUCGGUUACGGCGUAAGCCGUAUCCUCCGGGGCCCAAAGGGCUGCCGGUGGUCGGAAACAUGAACAUGAUGGACCAACUGAGUCACCGGGGGCUUGCCAAGCUAGCGAAGGAAUAUGGUGGCCUCGUUCAUCUGAGACUCGGAUUCCUACACAUGGUGGUCGUGUCCAACCCAGAGAUGGCUCGUCAGGUUCUUCAAGUACAAGACAACAUCUUUUCCAACCGUCCGGCCAAUAUGGCCAUAAGGUAUCUGACGUACGACCGGGCGGAUAUGGCUUUCGCUCACUACGGACCCUUCUGGCGUCAGAUGCGCAAGAUCUGUGUCAUGAAGGUGUUCAGCCGAAAGCGGGCGGAGUCGUGGAGCUCCGUACGUGACGAAGUUGACUCCAUCGUUCGAGCCGUGGCUGCCAAAGCCGGGUCGCCAGUCAACCUGGGCGGGCUGGUGUUCCAACUCACGAUGAACGUAACCUACCGAGCCGCGUUUGGGUCGGACAUAUGUGAAGGCCAAGAGAAGUUCGUCGCAAUAUUGCAAGAGUUCUCGAAGCUCUUCGGGGCCUUCAACCUCGUUGACUUCAUCCCUUGGCUCAACUGGUUCGACCCUCAGGGAUUCAACAAGAGACUCGCCAGGGCUAGACGGUCCCUCGACGUCUUCAUCGACAAAAUCAUCGACGCUCACUUGGCGAAGAGGAAGAACAAGAAGUCCGACAAUACAGAAGAAGAUAACGAUAUGGUAGAUGAUCUACUCGCCUUUUACGAUGAAGAAGCCAAGAAAGGCGAAUCAGACGACUUACAAGGAUCCAUCAAAAUGACCAGAGACAACAUUAAGGCCAUCAUCAUGGAUGUGAUGUUCGGUGGUACUGAAACCGUUGCGUCUGCAAUCGAGUGGGCCAUGGCUGAGAUGAUGAAAAGCACAGAGGAUCUGAAGAGGGUACAACAAGAGCUUGCCGACGUCGUGGGUCUGGACCGAAUAGUUCAGGAGUCGGAUUUCGACAAACUAACGUUCCUUAAGUGUGUAAUAAAAGAGACACUCCGGCUUCACCCACCCAUCCCACUCCUCCUCCACGAGACGGCGGAGGAUGCCGAGGUCGCCGGCUACGCCAUCCCGAAGAAAUCUCGGGUGGUAAUCAAUGCGUGGGCGGUCAACCGAGACCCCGGAUCCUGGGACCAACCGGAAACAUUUAAGCCAUCGAGGUUUCUGGAGCAGGGAGCACCAGAUUUCAAAGGAAGCAACUUUGAGUUCAUACCGUUCGGCUCUGGUCGGCGUUCUUGCCCAGGUAUGCAACUGGGACUCUACGCGUUAGAGUUAACCAUGGCUCACCUCCUCCAUUGCUUUACGUGGGAGUUAUCAGAUGGGAUGAAACCCAGUGAGCUCGACAUGAACGAUGUCUUCGGACUCACCGCUCCCAGAGCGGAACGACUCGUCGCCGUACCAACUCCUCGCUUGCAGUGUCCCCUGUUCUGAGCGAGUUCUGAUUUCAGACACCCAACUCCGAUUAUUUACGUGAUUACGUCUCAUUUUCUCCAUAUAUAAAAUACCUAAAAUAUUCUACUUUCCUUGUUUUUUCUUUCCUUUACCUUUUUUUUUUUUUUUUUUUUUUUCUUUUGCGAAGAAAACCAAGAAUAAGCCAGCAACAAAUUGUAUUCUUUGUGCAGUGGCGGGUUGCACAAACAAAACAAGAUCACUAAGAUGAGACCUUUCGAGACGUAAAAAUGGAGAAAAAGUAAAGAAAAAAAAGGAAACCCGAAGAAGGAAAAGGUCGUCAUUGUUCUUAUUAUCUGUAUAUAGAAUAUUCUCUGUUGUUCAA
Molecule: messenger RNA, 2094 nt
Organism: Nelumbo nucifera (sacred lotus)
Lineage: Eukaryota; Viridiplantae; Streptophyta; Magnoliopsida; Proteales; Nelumbonaceae
Product: cytochrome P450 84A1-like
Molecular function (GO): oxidoreductase activity, acting on paired donors, with incorporation or reduction of molecular oxygen; heme binding; iron ion binding
Source: RefSeq, a predicted model, not a curated record